Molecule: messenger RNA, 1746 nt
Organism: Oikopleura dioica
Lineage: Eukaryota; Metazoa; Chordata; Appendicularia; Copelata; Oikopleuridae
Source: the annotation of a GenBank genome assembly
AUGGGCUUGAGGCAGAGUACACUGUACUAUUGCUGCACAUUAAAUGAAGGCAACUGUAUUCAAGACGACGUUUGCGUUGUAGCAAGUGGAGAUAAUCAAGAACAUUCUUUUUGUACCCAAGAAGCAUGCGAUUACUACAACAGUUAUAUCGAAGACGGCGACUCGUGGAACUGCGACUGCUGUGAUCUUAGAUACAAGCCGGCACUGAAUGAGCAGCAGCAGUGGAUCCUCGCCAUGUUCUCCGCAAUCGUUGGCGUUCUCAUAAGUUACACAUCGCUCACUUGCCUGCCAAUUUUGUUCAGUCCGCGAUAUGCGGUCUUUAGGGUCUUCCUUUCUUCAUUUACGCUCACUUUGCUGAUUUCCAUGUCAAUCUUCGAACUGCUCCCUGCUGCAAUUGGAAUGGACUCUUGCGAGUCAGCAAUGUGGCCUCACUGGCCAGUUCACGCUUCGAUAAUGUACGUGGCAUUUUGGCUUUUUCAUUCCAUCGAUAGAGUCAUCUCUGUAUUCGGUGCGGAGCCCGCUGAAAGGCACACAUACGCAGAAUCCAUCUUAUCUGGCUUGGACUUUGACGAGCAAAGAAGUCGAGCUCAAUCUGACGUUUCAAAGAGUCGAAUGACCGUGGCCACACUGACUGUAGAUGUCCCAGAAGAAGAAAUCAAGGAAGAAAAGAAAAUCGAAGGCACAAGUUUCUCAAAGCCAAAAGAGCAGCCAAAACAAAUAAAUUCGAGGAAAAGCGUUCUGAAAAAGCCCCGCAAAACGAUAGGCUUCCUAGAUGUGUCCGACAGUCCUGGCUAUUCGAGUCAAGGAGGAUUUCUCAACCCAAGCCUAGCGAUCGAAGAGGACGAAAUGAAGGAACUUGACGAAAAUCACAAUGAAGAAGUCUAUCAGCAGAAAAAAGCAAAAGUUAUCGAUACGACGAGAACAACGAUUUUGAGAAAAACUGAAGCAGAAACGAGAAAGUCUGUUAGAAUCACAGAGAGACCAAGCGAAAUCGUAGAAGAUAAUGGUCAGUAUUGGAACGAGUCUGCAGGAAAAAAUGAUGAUGAAGUUCAUAAACACGGCAUAAGUUGGAAAAAUAUCAAACAAAUUUCCAGUACUGCUUGGGUCAUUAUCGUCGGUGAUUCGAUCGAGAACAUCGUCCACGGCAUCGCCAUAGCAGCCGCGUAUAAUUCCUCGUUUCCCGCUGGCAUUGGCAUCUCAAUUGCUAUUUGCGCCGAAGAAUUCCUCCACAAAAUUAAUGACUUCGCCAUGGUCAUGGCCUCUGGCAUGAACACGCAUGAGGCACUACUAUUUAAUGUGCUGAGCUCGCUUCCUAUCUUUUUGGGAAUCGUCAUUGGAGAACUAUUGUUGCAUAAUAUCCACAGAGCAGACGAUUGUGAUGACAUCUGCCAUUCCUUUGGUGGAGACGAGUGCAAAGUUGAUUUGGGCAUUGAAGGAGGCAAUGAAGGUCCACUUGUUUGUGAUAAUCCAGAGCAGGGUUUUAGUAGGGCUCAUGUGCACCAAUACUGUGCUGCGGCUGCUCUUGGAUUGACAAUAUAUGUGGCUUUCGGAGCCGUGCUCGGUGAAGCAAAUGCCGCUGAAUCUAAUUGCCAGCAAUCGACGAAACUUUCACGGGCAAAGAUUCUGUUACUCCAGCAGUGCGCUCACAUCGUCGGACUUGGAGUGUGCAUGUGCCUCGUUGUUCUGUCUCCACGAUCACUUUUCGAGUACGACUUACUAGAUACUGAUAUUGCUGAUGGUUACUAG